Messenger RNA from Ahaetulla prasina, 2069 nucleotides. RefSeq names its product zwilch kinetochore protein (gene ZWILCH). Lineage: Eukaryota; Metazoa; Chordata; Lepidosauria; Squamata; Colubridae. Bases 283 to 2019 code for a protein of 578 amino acids. The transcript has 19 exons. Gene Ontology annotation, biological process: mitotic spindle assembly checkpoint signaling; protein localization to kinetochore. Gene Ontology annotation, cellular component: RZZ complex. The record is from RefSeq and is a predicted model, not a curated record.
AAAGCGACUGCGCAUGCGUGCGGCUCCCGGGUAGCUGACCGUCUCUGAGGCGGCGGGGCUCGGAUGGCUUCGCGGCGGCGACAGGAGGAGAUCCUCCGCUUCCACAGCUUCCUCCUGCAAUUUAUCCGCUUUGGGGGAUGCCCCCUUCGUGCACAUUUCAUUAAGUUCAAAUUACAACUUUGGCUGUGCUUUGAAAAACUAUAAUAUAUACCUUGGCAAAACUAUCUAAGGAAAGAUUUACACAGUGUAACCAAUUAAAGAAAAUACUCACACAGGCCAAAUAUGCAUCCUAAAAGAGUAUAUGAAGAAGGAAAGCAGAAUAAUAUAACUGGCCCUUCUACUUUUGAGACUGACCUACAAGUCCAUUUGAUCAGUGAAGGCCAUACAAAUCCCCUAGAAAAGCUUUGGGACCAAAAUGGAGUGUUUUUUAUUAUACAGAAAAUGAGAUCAAACGAAGAAAGCAGCAGUCUGGAAGAAGGGCAAAAUGGUGAACCUUCAGUUUCCGAAGUUUUCCCGAAAGAGAAUUUAUCACCAUCUCCUCUAGCCCUUUCAAGAGCAAGGCACUUGAUUUCUCUCUACACAAUGUCUCAAAAUCCAAACAUGAAACAUUUACAAAUAAGCCAUGCAGUGCAGCUUCCUCCACUCUGGGUACGAUGUGAACCUUCUGACCCAAAACAGACUAUUUGGCUUGGAGCAGAACCUUUGAGGAGUGGAAAUAGCCUUUCGGGAAUCAGGCUUCACACUAUUAAUUGUAAUGGUCCCGUUUCAAAUAAUAAUUAUUCUAUUGGCUUGGAAGAACUGAAAGAAAAUCAUAGAAUGAGACAUCAUGCUUCAGAUCUGACAAUCACAGGCUUUGCCCGUUAUGAAUUUCUCGAAUCCCCUUCACUGGAUUCCUUGACUCAGGAGGAUUCUCUUAUUCCAUUGGAGAGAAAUAUAUACGCAGAUUUUGCUUGGGAGGGUGUAAAAACGAUGCUGCAGACCCCUCCCCUCUCAUCUGCUGCUCUGCUGGCACUUCAGAUGACCUCUGGGAGCCCCUUGAGUUCUGUAUAUGAGCCAAACAGGGAAUUGCAGUUUCUCUUGAGUUUGGCUGAGACCUUGAAGAAUGGAGUAAUAAAAUGGCCGAAGGCCCUGGAAAGAAAGUCUGCGGUUGAACUAGUAGAGAAACUUUUGAAAGAUUUAAAAGAUGUAGUAGAUGGACAAAAUGAAGAUGAUACUGAGGAUAACACUGCUGCAGUCAUUGGUUCCAUGAAAACGCUUUUUAGUCAGCGCGGAGACCUUGAUUUCCUUGAACUGCUGUGGUGUAAUAUAUGGAGAAAUGUUGCUUCGCAUGAGGAACUGGUGAAGUGUUUUUCGUUGGUAAUAAGAGCCCUUCAGCAUGGAGAACUGCAGACAUGGAUUCAUCAAGAAAGUAGCAGUUUACUGAGCAAAUUGAUCAAGCAAUCUUAUCAUGGAAAGGUGGAAACAGUUUCUCUUGAAGGAGAUUCUCCCGUUCAAAUGCUUGUAGAAAUAGGUGUGGAUAAAAUGAAGAGAGACUAUAUCAGCUAUUUUGUGGGCAAAGAAUUUGCCAUACGGACUCAUUUGGAUUACUUCAUGUCCACUUCAGUAGAUCUUCAGGAACAGGUUCAUCGUAUCCAGAAACUACACCAUAUGUUGGAAAUUGUGGACAACUGCUUGGAUCUUAUCAAACUAGAACAUGAGAACCUCAUCUUUCUGACACAGUCUUGUAUCAAUUACUAUAAAGAAAAUCCUUUGAAUGAAAAGCAUGCAUUUCAGCUACCAGUCAGGACAUGUUUGGUGAAGGAAUUUUAUCAAAAUGCUCAUCCUCAAAUAUGGAGAGUGGAAAUCAGCAGCGGUCAAGGAUCAAAAAGGGUGAAAACAAUAUGGCAGCUUAGCAGUACCCCUCCAGCUGAACACAUGCAGCCAGCCAACGGAGAUUCACUAGAUGACACUGAACUCUGUGGCAACAGAGAGAAGCAUUUUAUCACACUUUCUGAGUGCUCUCAAGUGGACUUCAUCUAAAUAUGUGCAAUGCAUGAUUCUUUGCUUCACCCAUAAAGAGUUUCACUGUA